This is a messenger RNA of Asparagus officinalis (garden asparagus), 1759 nucleotides long. Its product is annotated as probable U3 small nucleolar RNA-associated protein 7. The record is from RefSeq and is a predicted model, not a curated record. Gene Ontology annotation, cellular component: nucleolus; 90S preribosome; small-subunit processome. Gene Ontology annotation, molecular function: protein binding. NCBI's taxonomy places the organism in Eukaryota, Viridiplantae, Streptophyta, Magnoliopsida, Asparagales, Asparagaceae. Gene Ontology annotation, biological process: maturation of SSU-rRNA from tricistronic rRNA transcript (SSU-rRNA, 5.8S rRNA, LSU-rRNA).
UCUCUCUCUCUCAGCUAGGUAGGGUUUCCUUCCUCCCCGCGACGCCGCCCUCCUCGUUCCCCGCGACGACGCCCUCCUCCUUCCCCGCGACGGCUCUCUCUUCCCUCUCCGAGGACCUGCGCUCCUCUCUCUCCGACGCCCUCCUCCCCGCCGCCGACGCCCUCCUCCCUCAUUCGUUAUGUUUUCUUGUUGUUUCUGUUUUUGAUUGAUUGCUUAGAUGGGGGCUAAAGAGGAUAAUUUUGUUCAGGAUGUACCUGAUGAAUUGGAAUUGAAAGCCAAAAAGUAUCUCCGGGGAGAUGGAGCUAACCUGGAGCUUCUACAAGAUAAGAAGUUGAAAGGGCAACUUGCUGUUAAAGAAAAACGAUAUGGGGAGUCUGCCAAAGCUGCGGCUAAGGCCGAAAAGUGGCUUAUGCCUUGUGAGGAAGGCUAUCUGGAAGCCGAAGGUUUAGAGAAGACAUGGAGGAUCAAGCAGGAGGAUAUACUUCAAGAAGUAGAUAUUAAUAAUUCUAGAAAGCCAUUUGAUGUGAUAUUGCCGGAGUUAGGACCAUAUACACUCGGAUACACAACGAGUGGUCGUUACAUGAUGAUGGGAGGGCGCAAGGGUCACCUAGCAAUGAUUGAUAUGAUAACUAUGGAUAUAAUUAAGGAGUUUCAGGUUAGAGAAACUGUCAGGGAUGUGGUGUUCUUACAAAAUGAGCAAUUUUUUGCAGUCGCUCAGAAAAAGUAUCCCUAUAUCUAUAACCGGCAUGGUACAGAAAUCCACUGUCUCAAGGAUCAUGGUCCACCACGAAAGCUCCAAUACUUAGACAAGCACUUCCUCUUAGCAUCCAUCAACAAAUUUGGUCAGCUUCACUACCAAGACAUCAGCACAGGCACUAUGGUAGGCAACUACAAGGCUGUCCGGACUGAAGUGAUGCGCGUAAACCCCUAUAACGCUGUGAUCAGCCUCGGACACAUGAAUGGCAACGUCACAAUGUGGAAGCCCAUGAGCACGAAACCCCUAGUCACCAUGCUAUGCCACAAAGGUCCAGUCGCCGCGUCCGGCGUCGACCACACGAUAAAACUGUGGGACCUUCGGAAGUUUGAGUGUCUUCGUACUUAUGGUGGCCGCGCCCAAACCCUUGAUUUCAGUCAGAAGGGCUUGCUCGCAAUGGCGAGCGGAUCCCAGGUUCACAUAUGGAAAGAUUCUUUCGGGGAUCAGGAGUAUGGGAAAUAUAUGAGUCAUUCAAUGCUGAAGGGUUAUCAGGUUGGAAAAGUCUGUUUUCGACCUUAUGAGGAUCUUUUGGGGAUUGGACAUUCGAUGGGUAUUUCGUCGAUUCUUGUUCCCGGAGCGGGUGAACCUAAUUUUGAUUCUUGGGUGGCGAAUCCUUAUGAGACGAAGAAACAGAGGAGAGAGAAAGAGGUGCAUUCUCUCUUGGAUAAGCUCCAGCCCGAGACGAUUAUGUUGGAUCCGAGUAAGAUUGGGACGGUGAAGCCAACAAGAAGUAGAAGAGAGAAACCGAGUAAAAAGGAGCUGGAGGAAGAGAUGGAGGUAGCUAUUGAGGAAGCUAAGAGUAAGCCGGUGAAGAACAAGACGAAGGGGAGGAGUAAGCCGAGUAAAAUCGCGAGGAAAAAAGAGGAGGAGGUGUUUAGGGUGAAGAGGUCGGUUUUGGAUAAGCAAGAGGGGGAGCAGCGGGCGCUGAAGAAGCAAAGAAUUGCGGAGGCGGCUGAGCAGUUGCCGAAGUCUCUUCAACGCUUCGCUCGGAAGAAGGCAGUGUAG